Molecule: messenger RNA, 1898 nt
Organism: Dipodomys spectabilis (banner-tailed kangaroo rat)
Lineage: Eukaryota; Metazoa; Chordata; Mammalia; Rodentia; Heteromyidae
Product: voltage-dependent calcium channel subunit alpha-2/delta-4-like
Exons: 19
Cellular component (GO): voltage-gated calcium channel complex
Molecular function (GO): voltage-gated calcium channel activity
Source: RefSeq, a predicted model, not a curated record
AUGGGCCUCUACUCUGUCCCCGUGUGCGGCCUCGAGCACCUCCCGAGCCCCGGCUGCCCGCUGGGCCCUGGCAGGGGCCGCAGCCCUCCUGGGCCCAGGGCCCUCCUAUGGAAGACGGUCCUGGUGCUGUGGCUGCUGUCCAGCUCCACCCUGACCCCCGCACAGGGCCAGGCCAAGAUUCCUCUGGAAACGGUGAAGCUGUGGGCUGACACCUUCGGCGAGGACCUGUACCGCACAGUGACUAAAUACUCUGGCUCCCUCCUGUUGCAGAAGCAAUACCGGGACGCGGAGCCCAGCCUGAAGAUCCAGGAGGUGGACGGUCUGGAGCUAGUGAAGAAGUUCUCCAGGGACAUGGAGGCCAUGCUGCGGAGGAAAGUGGAGGCCGUGCAGAGUCUGGUCGAGGCUGCAGAGGAAGCUGACCUGAACCACGAGUUCAACGCAUCCCUGGUGUUUGACUACUACAACUCGGUCCUGAUCAAUGAGAGAGACGAGAAAGGCAACUUCGUGGAGCUGGGCGCCGAGUUCGUCCUCGAGUCCAAUGCUCACUUCAGCAACCUCAGGGUGAACACCUCGGUCAGCAGCGUGCAGCUGCCCACCAACGUGUACAACAAAGACCCGGACAUCCUGAACGGAGUCUACAUGUCGGAGGCCCUGAACCCUGUGUUCGUGGAGAACUUCCAGAGGGACCCCACACUCACCUGGCAGUACUUUGGCAGCGCCACAGGGUUCUUCAGGAUCUACCCGGGUAUAAAAUGGACGCCUGAUGAGAACGCCUUCGAUUGCCGGAACCGGGGCUGGUACAUACAGGCAGCCACCUCCCCCAAGGACCUGGUGGUGCUGGUGGACGUGAGCGGCAGCAUGAAGGGGCUGAGGCUGGCCAUUGCCAAGCAUACGGUCACCACCAUCCUGGACACACUGGGCGAGAAUGACUUCCUCAACAUCAUCGCGUACAACGAGUACGUCCACUACCUGGAGCCCUGCUUCAAGGGCACCCUCGUCCAGGCCGACCGGGACAAUCGUGAGCACUUCAAGCAGCUGGUGGAUGAGCUGAUGGUCAAGGGUGUGGGAGUCGUGAGCCAGGCCCUGACCGAAGCCUUCCAGAUCCUGAAGCAGUCCCGGGAGGCCGGGCGGGGCAGCCUCUGUAACCAGGCCGUCAUGCUCAUCACCGACGGCGCCGUGGAGGACUACGAGCCGGUGCUGGAGAAGUACAAUGCACCCGACCGCAAGGUCCGGGUUUUCACGUACCUCAUUGGGAGAGAGGUGACCUUUGCGGAUCGUAUGAAGAGGAUCGCCUGCAACAACAAAGGCUACUACACCCAGAUCUCCACACUGGCCGACGCCCAGGAGAGUGUCAUGGAGUACCUGCACGUGCUCAGCCGCCCCAUGGUCAUCAACCACGACCACGAUGUCAUCUGGACAGAAGCCUACAUGGACAGCAAGCUCUUCACCUCGAAGGCACAGAGCCUGACCCUCCUGACCACGGUGGCCAUGCCAGUCUUCAGCAAAAAGAACGAGACCCGGGCCCACGGCAUCCUGCUGGGUGUGGUGGGCUGCGAUGUGACCCUGCGGGAGCUCAUGAAGCUGGCACCCCGCUACAAGCUUGGGGUGCACGGCUACGCCUUCCUGAACACUAACAACGGGUACAUCCUCUCGCACCCGGACCUCCGGCCCCUGUACAGGGAGGGGAAGAAGCUGAAGCCCAAGCCCAACUACAACAGCGUGGACCUCUCCGAGGUGGAGUGGGAAGACCAGGCCGAAGCCCUGCGGACCGCCAUGAUCAACCGGGAGACGGGCUCUCUGAACAUGAGCGUGAAGGUCCCGCUGGGACAGAGGGGUGAGCGCAUCCUCUUCCUGACCAACGACUACUUCUUCACAGACAUCAAGGAGACCCCUUUCAG